Molecule: messenger RNA, 432 nt
Organism: Pochonia chlamydosporia 170
Lineage: Eukaryota; Fungi; Ascomycota; Sordariomycetes; Hypocreales; Clavicipitaceae
Exons: 1
Coding region: 1-432 (143 amino acids)
Source: RefSeq, a predicted model, not a curated record
AUGUUGUCCAAAUACAUCAUCGCCCUCGUCGCACUUGGCUUCUCAGCCACCACGUCAGCCCAGCAGCCAUGCGGCCUCAAAAUUGCUCCCUGCCCGUUCGACCAGCGCUGCGUUCCUGUCUCCAAGGAAUGCACCGACCUCAACCGGUGCCGAGGAACCUGCCAGUUCAAGAACAAGUACACUUCGUGUGGAGGAAAGCGUGUCCACCCCGUCACCUGCGAGCCUGGCUUUGAGUGCCGCGAUGAUCCUCGCCUCCCUGAGAGCUGUGGCUUGUCCUGUGAUAUCCCCGGCAUCUGUAUGCCCAAGGAGCCUCAUCAGUGCCGUGGAUUUGCUGGGUUCGUCUGUCCCAAGGGCUUGCACUGCUAUGAUACGCCAAAGGAUGAUUGCGAUCCUAACAACGGAGGGGCGGAUUGCAUGGGACUGUGCUUGUAA